CUUUCUGCACCCGCAUUCUUUUUUUUUUUUCAGAUAAAGAUUGCGUGCUGCUUCGCAAUUGAUCAAUCCAUUUGAGCUUCGGUCCAAUGCGGCCACGUUCAGUACCCUUGCCUCAUACGGCACAGGUUCGCUCCCCGGCGGCCUUUUCGCGACUACCGCGACCAUUAUGCGGAGCUCGCAACUAUGCGCGGAUGACGGAGGCUUUGACGACAAACUUAAGUCAUCCCAACGGCUAUCGACCUGCGCUGAAAUCCUUCGCAUCUGCAAUCGAGCAGGGGCAGAAAAGAUGGGUAACCCAACAGUACCUGCGCCGGAUGGAGAACGCAAAAAAAGAGUGGUCGGAGUUCGCAGAGGAAAUCAAAGCAGGGCGGAAGAAGAACUUUGCACAGCACCUUGAAGAGAGAGGCCUCCUGCACGAUGUAGUUGGGGAACGAGAGUUAUUACAUCGUCUCUUUACGGAGAAGCGGGUUGGGCUUUACGCAGGUAUUGAUCCGACAGCGCCUUCCUUACACGUUGGUCAUAUGUUGCCAUUCAUGGUACUCGCCUGGGCGUAUGUUUGGGGGUUGCCUGUCACUUUUCUACUCGGAGGUGCUACAUCACGCGUCGGUGACCCAACCGGGCGUUUAAAAGGGAGAGAGCAGGUCCAUUCCUCGGUUAGAAAAGCCAACAUGGCCAGCAUGCAUAUGCAGUUGAAGAAGCUGGGAGCGAGCAUCGAAAAAUAUGGCGCCAGGCAUGGCCAUAACAAAACCAUGAUCUGGAAACGGGCAUUGAAAAACAAUAACGAAUGGUGGAACAAGCUGCCAUUCCUUGAAGUUCUUCGAGAUCUAGGAGCAUACAUGCGCCUUGGCCCUAUGUUGGGAAGAGACACCGUCAAAAACCGAUUGGCAAAAGGCGACGGUAUGUCUUUUGCGGAGUUUUCCUACCCUCUCAUGCAAGCAUGGGAUUGGUGGGUAUUGUUCCGAAAAGGUGUUCAAGUACAGGUAGGAGGAAGUGAUCAGUACGGAAACAUUCUGUUUGGAAUGGAUGCCGUGAAGGCAAUCAGCAAAAAUACUGCAAUAGAACAGGAUCAGAAUCCCCUGGAAGAUGACUUGGACAAGCCUAUUGGUCUCACUACACCACUACUAACCGCUCCAUCCGGGGAGAAGUUCGGAAAAUCCGCUGGUAACGCUGUCUGGCUUGACAAGGACAUGACAUCCACAUUUGAACUGUACCAGUUUUUUGUCCGAACACCCGAUGAGGUUGUUGAAAGUUAUCUAAAGAUGUUUACGUUCAUGCCUCUGCCUGAAAUUUCCAAAAUUAUGGAAGAACAGAACAAAGACCCAUCCAAGCGGGUGGCUCAGCAUACUCUUGCUUCCGAGUUCGUUGAGCUUAUACACGGUAAGGAAGAGGCCGAUGCAGUCGCUAUGCAACACCGUCAGCUUUUCCGGUCACGAUCUUCUACUGCUGAACCGACUCCUAUGCCCCGAACUCCUGGUUCUACCCCUGGCAGCCCACAAUCUCCAACAUCUGCUUUCACCAAUCCACAGUCUGGGAAUGUGUAUGCGCCCCAGACCAACUUUGCAAACAUGCCGUCUGCCCAAGUCACGCUACCCCGAUCAUUGGUCUAUAACCAGACGUUCAAUAAGGUGCUCUGGUCCGCUGGUCUUGUAUCCUCCAAGAGCGAAGGUCAUCGAAUCAUCUCAAACCAGGGUGCCUACGUAGGAAGCCGCCCAGGAGACAGUGGAUCAAUGUCAGACCAGUUAGCCUUCACGCCUAUCAAAACCUGGACAGCCGAGAAGACCCAGGAGUAUAUUCUCGAUGGUGAUCUUAUGUUCCUGAAGUUAGGCAAGUGGAAAUUCAAGAUCGUCAAAAUUAUCAGUGAUGAGGAAUUCCAAGACCUCGGCCUCACUGUCCCCGGAUGGGAACCGGAAAGCUCCAGCACAGAGGCAGACAAUGACAAGACCCCUGCAUAGGUAAUGACCCCUAUGCGUUGAUAGCACCCAUACCUUACUCUCCCCUUUGUACCACUACUACUGCUAUAGAUUUGUAAAUAUAUACUACUGUACUUUUACGAAUUCACUCUAAGCCUCUACCAAGGCUGCCGACUUUUUUACCUUGUUGGACUGGACGCACUAUUACGAUAUAUUCGGCAAAAGCAUAGAUCUCUCUGGCUUCUAUCAAGAAGAAGGAAUAAUGAAUUGUAUAAGAAUACAGUGAAAUCCC
Aspergillus ochraceoroseus IBT 24754 is the source of this 2202-nucleotide messenger RNA. RefSeq names its product tyrosine--tRNA ligase MSY1. NCBI's taxonomy places the organism in Eukaryota, Fungi, Ascomycota, Eurotiomycetes, Eurotiales, Aspergillaceae. The coding region runs from base 87 to 1952 and encodes 621 amino acids. Gene Ontology annotation, biological process: tyrosyl-tRNA aminoacylation. Gene Ontology annotation, cellular component: mitochondrion; cytosol. The record is from RefSeq and is a predicted model, not a curated record. The transcript has 5 exons. Gene Ontology annotation, molecular function: ATP binding; RNA binding; tyrosine-tRNA ligase activity.